Messenger RNA from [Torrubiella] hemipterigena, 393 nucleotides. Lineage: Eukaryota; Fungi; Ascomycota; Sordariomycetes; Hypocreales; Clavicipitaceae. The record is from the annotation of a GenBank genome assembly.
AUGCGCGUUUCAGCUGCUCUCGCCUUUGUCGCUACUCUCCUGUCAGGAGCCUCUGCGCAUGUCUGCACAGACAAGGUGGCUGUCGUUGUCACCAACCCUGCCCCAAGCUGCGGCAACUCUGCUAGCAACGGAGAUACGUUGUUUGUAAACUAUAACCUUACUUUGCUUUCUACUUUUAAGCAGGUUGACUCGAGUGACGGAACGCCGUUCAACUUCACCCUCGGCAAAGGUCAAGUCAUCAAAGGUUUUGAUUGGGGUCUCAAGGAUACCUGUGUAGGCGAAACUCGAACUAUCAUGAUUCCCCCAGAGUAUGGCUAUGGUAACAAGGUUGUGGGCCCAAUUCCAGCCAACUCGACUUUAAUCUUCAGCGUCGAACUGGUCAAGAUUGAGUAG